GGGGGAUUAUUACAAAUGCGAUCCGAGAAUUACAGACCGAAGUUUGUUACGUACCAGGCUGAGUUGUAAUCAAUUUUUAGGUAUACAACAAACGUCUGGAACGAACCCCAAUCUAUCAUUUCCAUUCCAUUACUAUUAUCAACAUAAAAAACAAAAAUAAAAUGCCUUCGAAAAUGAAAGCUGUUGACAUCAAGGGCGGCACUGGCGACGCCGACGCCCUCUUCAUCAACGCCGACACGCCUGUCCCGGAGCCCAAGGAAUGCGAGGCGCUCGUCCGGGUCAAGGCCUUUGGCCUGAACCGGAUGGACCUGCUCCAGCGCGAGGGCAAGUACCCGCUGCCGCCGCACUACCCCAAGACCCUGGGCGUCGAGUUCAGCGGCACCAUCGAGUCCCUCGGCUCGUCGUCGUCAUCAGACUUCAAGCCUGGGGACGAGGUCUUUGGCCUGGCCUACGGCGGCGCCUACGCCGAGUACAUCGCGGUGAGCACAAAGAUGCUUCUGCACAAGCCGGCCUUCCUGUCGUGGGAGCAGGCCGCGGGCGUCCCGGAGACGUGGAUCACGGCGACCCAGGCGCUGUUCCUGGUCGGCGAGUUCUCCAAGGGCAAGACGGUGCUGUGGCACGCGGGCGCGAGCGGCGUGAGCAUCGCGGGGAUCCAGCUCGCGCUCGACGCGGGGGCGGCGGCCGUGUACGCGACGGCCGGGAGCGACGAGAAGUGCGCCUUCAUCGAGCAGGAGCUCGGCGCGACCAAGGCGUUCAACUACAAGCACCAGGACUCCGAGGGCAAGUCGGACUGGGACAAGCAGAUCCUGGAGGCCACGGGCGGCAAAGGGGUAGACCUCAUCAUCGACUUCAUCGGCGCCUCGUACUUCCAGCAGAACCUCAACGUCGCCGCGCGCGACGCGCACUGGGUCUGCCUGGGCAUGAUGGGCGGCAGCGUCCUCGACGGCGUCAACAUUGGGCCCUUGCUCUUCAAGAGGAUCCGCAUCGAGGGGACCACGCUCAGGAGCCGCGAGCCAGAGUACCAGGGCAGGCUGCGGGACAAGCUUGCCGAGUACAUCCCGCACUUUGACGAGGGGGGCAAGCUCAAGGUGCUGGUCGACUCGGUGUUUGACUGGGAGGACGUGAUCAAGGCGCACAAGCUCAUGGAGGAGAACAAGAGCAGGGGCAAGAUCAUCUGCACCAUCUCCUCGUGAAGCGGUGAGCGGAGAGGAGGCUGCACGGGCGAAAUGUCUUGUAGGGGAUACGUAUUAAAUCAUCAUCAUUGGCCACACACGUGUCAUC
Messenger RNA from Microdochium trichocladiopsis, 1281 nucleotides. Its product is annotated as zinc-binding dehydrogenase. The record is from RefSeq and is a predicted model, not a curated record. Gene Ontology annotation, molecular function: oxidoreductase activity. Lineage: Eukaryota; Fungi; Ascomycota; Sordariomycetes; Xylariales; Microdochiaceae. The coding region runs from base 162 to 1193 and encodes 343 amino acids. The transcript is spliced from 2 exons.